Molecule: messenger RNA, 1872 nt
Organism: Aphis gossypii (cotton aphid)
Lineage: Eukaryota; Metazoa; Arthropoda; Insecta; Hemiptera; Aphididae
Product: zinc finger BED domain-containing protein 4-like
Exons: 4
Coding region: 1-1872 (623 amino acids)
Biological process (GO): proteolysis
Molecular function (GO): aspartic-type endopeptidase activity
Source: RefSeq, a predicted model, not a curated record
AUGGCGGCCAGUGAGCCAAUGCCAUUUCCACGCCGCCUAUUUCUAACCGAUCGUGUCUCACGAAUACAAUUUCUUAUUGACACUGGAGCCGAUUUAUGUGUAUACCCACGUAGUGUGGUUCAAGGUCAACGAGAUAAAUCGGACUACUCCCUAUCAGCAGCCAACGGGACGACCAUUGCUACGUACGGAACUAUUACACUUGCUCUUGAUUUCGGACUUCGUCGAGUUUUCACUUGGAGAUUUGUGGUCGCGGAUGUUGAUCAAGAAACUGAAGAAACAAAUGAUGUUAAUGAUGUGGUUUCAUUGUCUUCGAAUACUUCAUUAUUGCCUUUGACUACCAUUCCAUCAGCUUCAACCACUAUUCCAUGUUCAUCAGUUUCUUCUACUAUUUCAUCAUCUUCGACCAGUAUACUUAAACGCAAACAGUCAUCUAUUGCUAGUUUUUUACCAAGAAAAAUGACACCUGAUAGAAAAAAAUGUGUGGAUAAUGCGUUAUUGAACAUGAUUGUAACUGAUUUUCAACCAUUUAAAAUAGUUGAAGAUACAGGAUUCAAACAAUUUGUAAAUUUAUUAAAUCCAAAUUAUUGUUUACCAACUCGACAAGCGAUUUCAAAGACUUUAAUUCCUCUUGAGUAUCAGAAAUGUAUUGCUAAAGUGGAAGAUCUCAUAACAAAUGAAGCACACAAUGUGUGCCUAACGACUGACUGUUGGACAUCUAGAUGCAAUGAGAGUUAUAUAGCAGUUACGGCUCAUUUUGUAAAUAAAGAUUUUAUACUCAAAUCAGUACUUCUAGAGUGUAGUGAAUUUUCCGAAAGGCACACUGCUGUAAAUUUAAGUGAUGAAAUUCGAAGCAUUAUAACGAAAUGGAAGUUGGAAGCUAAAGUUGUUUUAGUUGUUUCAGAUAAUGCAAGCAAUAUAAAGAACGCUAUACAUAAAUUACAUUUAAAACACUUGGGCUGUUUCGCUCACACUAUUAAUCUAGUUGUUGAAGAGAGUCUUAAAUGUGAAUCUGACUUGAUUAAUAAAGUUAAGACUAUAGUCACACACUUUAGAAAAAGUACUAUAGCCCAUAAAAUUUUGGAAAAAAACCAGAUUAAUAGUGGUAUUAAUGAACCUAGAAAAUUAAUUCAAGCAGUGAGUACUCGCUGGAAUAGUGUGUAUUAUAUGUUGGAAAGAAUUGUUUCACUAGAAAAGCCAGUACGGGCAUCACUUGGUUUACUUGAGAAUCCUCCAAGUAGUCUCACCACCAUUGAAUGGACAAUAGUUAAGGAACUAUGUAUUGUCUUAAAACCAUUUGAAUCGGCAACAAAAGUAGUUAGUGGUGAAAAUUAUAUGACGGCAUCCAUGAUUUUGCCCAUAGUCAAUGGUUUGUUAGAAGUAUGUCAUAAAAUGAAAAGCAAAACUUUUGAUCCUAGGAUUCAUGAAGUUAUUAAAAAUCUUCUAAGUGCAAUGGCCAAUAAAAAUAGCUGGGAAGACAGUAGCCAUAGCGUUGAACAUCAACAUUCUGUUGCAACUGAAGCUGAUGAAUUUUCCAUUUGGGGUACUUUAAAUGUGCAUACAAGUCAAUCAAGACCAACCAAUACAUCACGGUCAAUGGCUAUAUUGGAGGUUCAAAAUUAUCUUGAUGAUGUUUUAGUGCCUAGAUCAAAAGAUCCAUUAGAAUGGUGGAGGCAAAAUUAUUAUAACUUUCCACAUUUAUCCAUUUUGAAAAGAUUUGAAUACACAACGUCAAGUUUAACAGUUUCACAGUUUUCACAGUUUCACAAUUUAACCGUGAUAACAGAUAACGACAGUGUGAUCAGAUCACUGCUAUUUUUUGUGUUAGUAGCAGACACUGUUACUGCUACAUGGGCACAUGGCAAGUCGCAGUGA